CAGCGGGAGGCGGCGCCAUUUUGGGCGUGAGGGGUGGAACUCCUGCUUCUCCCACCGCCGGGAGCCGCCGCCUUGAGGUUCGUGUCCUGCCCCUCCGUGUGGCUGAGGUGGCUGCUGAUCGGCCGGGCCGCGAAGGGAAAUCGCUUCUCCUCCGCCACCAGCGCUGCUUCCACCGACCUGUGCCACCACCGGGCGGGGAAGGGGCGGCGUGGGGAUGGCGGUGUCAGCGCUCAGGAGCCGGCGGCUGCUGAGGUACUGAAGUCAAGUGUGGACAGUAACAUCUCCUUGGUUUAGCCAAUUUGAGAUUGAGAAUGGCAGGUUUCUCUUCCUUUGGAUGGUAGAUGCUUCAUGCUGAAAAUACAGUAAGGCUCUUGGAGUGUCAGGACGAAAUCGGAAUUGAGCCAUAUUCUAAAAGAAUGAAGUCAACAGAAGGGGCUUGUGACAAAUUCCCUGAUGAUGAUGAUAAAGGUACUCAGAAGAAAGUGGAUGUUGAGAGAAAAUCAAAUGGUUGGAUACCUGCAUGUGCCUUAGAUAACCAAGGGCAAUGUGAAAUGCAGAAGCAAGAGAAAAUACCUUCUGGUGUCCUGGAGUCCUUGAAUGAAGUUCUCCCUGAAAAUAAUCCAGUGCUAAGUCAGCCAAUUGAUUUAGAAACUGUGCAGAAUAUAAAUCCUCCUUUUACAUCAAUGAAUUACUCUAAAGUUGAAGAAGAGAAGGAUCCUUUUAUUACAAAUAAUUCUGGUGAAGAUAAUAUUGAAAAAAACAGUGCAUCAUUCUCAGUAAAUAGAAAUCAAUCAGAUGAAGACUUUUUUACAAGCAAAGAUUUUAUAGGACCUAUUUACAAGCCCACCAAAAGUAACAAGCAGGACAAAUCUGGCAAUUGCAAUGAAUGUAAGAACACUGGAGGAGAUGAGAAUGAAUUAUGUGAAAACAGAUGUGAAAGAAAGGAAGCGAAGAAGAUGCAGGCUGUUUCUGCCACUGUACCAGAAAUAGAUGAUCAGCUGGAUCAGUUCUAUAAAGAAAUUCACCUGCUGGAAAAUGAAAAUUUAGAUACUAAUGUUCAGGAAAAAGAAACGGAAAUUUCUGAGGAACAGCACUCUCCAUUUAACUCUGGUCAGAGCUCACAAGAAAAUUAUCAACCUGUACUUUUGGGCAGUCCACACCCAUUUUGUGAGAAUGGACAGUGUUCUUUGGGGGAACAGAACAGUCAGAAAACAAACAAUGAGCAGCAGUUAGUUGUGGAAACAGGUGGCUGGAAAACUGAAAAUACAUUUAAUGACCAAGUAGAUACUUGGAACUGCUCAGUGCCUGAAUUCAGACCUGCUUGGCAGACUAGGGCAUCUUUCAAAAAACCUCAGGGACCUUUUCCUCCUAGAUUCAAUCAUCAAUCCCAUUUUCAGAUAUUUGAUCCCUCACCACGAAUCCCAAAUGUUCCUCCUUCUCAGAAUAGGGGAUUUCCUUAUGAAAGUUACCUUGGAAAUACUGAUAUCAACAGUCAUGGUCCAUUGCUUGAUCAGAAUACCGACUAUUCUGGUCAUACUAACAUCCAUAUUACUCAGGUCUUCAGGAAUGGGAAUAAUGAUCAGAAUGGACUCCAAAGUAAUGGUUUCUGUGAAACCAGAGAAGAGUGUUGGAAUGAUCCAAAAGCUGACAGUACAGAAGGAAUGCACAACUUUUCUUCAUUGCAGUUAUCUGAAGAAAAAUUCAGUUCACAGAAAUUGCUUCUAAUCUUAAGAGGCCUACCAGGUUCAGGGAAGUCCACACUUUCUCGUGUGCUGCUUGGUCAGAGUUGUGAUGGCAUUGUGCUCAGUACCGAUGAUUAUUUUCGUCAGCAGUAUGGAUACACCUAUAAUGCUGCUCAGCUUGGUGAUGCCCAUGAGUGGAACCGGAAGAGAGCAAAGCAAGCAAUGGAGCAGGGAAAAUCUCCAGUUAUAAUAGAUAACACUAAUACUCAAGCCUGGGAAAUGAAACCUUAUGUGGAAGUGGCUCUAGAAAAAGGAUACAGAGUGGAAUUCCAUGAGCCAGAUACUUGGUGGAAGUUUGAUCCUGAAGAACUGGAAAAGAGGAAUAAGCAUGGAGUCACUCGUGAGAAGAUUGCUCAGAUGUUGGAACGAUACGAAUAUCAAAUAUCCAUCCCUAUUGUCAUGAAUUCAGUGGUACCUCCCCACAAAAACACUCAAAGACCACCUCUGCAGAGAAGACAUAGGUGGGGAGACAAUACAGACUCAUGGAGGUCUUUCAGUAUUUCCAGUAGCCAGUAACACAGUUGCAGUCAAUUAAUAAGAAUCUGUUAUUUGCCCUUUUAAAACACAUCAUCACCUCCAAUAAAAUAGUGAUUUUCUGUGUUUUAAAUAGGCCUAUUUCAAGACGCAUUUUCUUCUGGAGGUUGUUCUUUUUAAUGGACUUGGAUGUAAAUAAAAUGUACAUUUAAUGUUUUUUAAAACUAUUAAAGUUGUAAGAACUUGGAUUAUAGUAAAAUAUUUAAUAUAGUAUGGCAUAUAGCAAAGUCUUUCUUUGGAAAUCUAAGACUGAUGUCAUAUAUUAGAUAACUGUUGAGCAGUUUUUUUUAAAGAAGGGGUCAUAUUAAGGAUCUUUUAAAAGAGAAGUAAAGCUCAAGAAGAGUUUAUUUACGUAAUAAUCAAUUUUAAUGAUAGUUAUUUAGUCUUCUUACCUUUUUGGAGAUUUUUUUGAAAGCAGUUAUGUUCUGGAUUGUCCUUUAGUUCUAUUUGGCAUGUAUUGCCAAUUGGCAAAAUUUUGGCAUGUGUUUUUUUAUUUCAGUUAAGAGGUUUAAUUUUUUUGUUGUUAUUUUCUUGGGUUUUUGGGUCUUUUUUCUUUCUUUAUUGGUCUCAGAAGUUCAUGUGGCAGCUGAAGCAACAUUCUGCCAGUACAGUAUUCACCAAUUAUAAACUGUGCAACCUGAAUUAUUUUUUAAUUUAUUCUUGUCGGAAGUAUAUAAACUGUGAUGAUGUUGGCACACCACCAGCUUGUUUUGUGCUGACUGAAAAAAACCCUAAAUUUUAUCACUAAACCACUGAAAUUUCACAGCUGUGUCUUUCUAAGUCAGUUUCUUUUAUUUGUGAUAAAAAUGAAGUUUUAAAGAAUUAGGCUGUCAAUUCCUAGUCCACGGUUAGGAUGAAUCAAUUCAAUAUAAAUAGUGGAUAUAAUUCUGUAAAACCAUCUUGCAUUCCUAAUUUUGGCAUAGGCAAUGUAAUCUGUUUAGCACAAAACAAAGAAUGAGCCAGCAUGGAGACUGACUUACUGCUCUUUUUCUCUUAAAAAAAUUAUGAAUUUGUAAGUGUUCACUUUACCUUUUUUCUAACAGCUUGCUGUAUUAAUAAAAUAUAUUUGUGUUCAGUAUUGUUGAAGUAGUUCAAUGCAACAGUUUAUAUUUUCAGGCUUGUAGGAUUUUAUAUAGAUGAGCAUUACUGCUAACCUGCUAGCUGAAAUAACCUAACUAUUCUUGACUUCCUUAUACACUGAAUGACCAAACAUUGGCUAGAUAAUUUUGUCAAGAACAUGAGUAUGUAACAAAAAGAAUUUAGAUGGUUAUUUACUACUCAUUUUGGUUCACAGUAUCAGAAUUUUUAAAAUUGCAAAGCCAGCAUAUUUUUUUUAAUUGUAGACAAUUUUUGAAUAGCCCCUAAAAAUUACUUUGUCAAUAAAGUCUGAAUACCAUGAGAGCUGAAAAUCCAGCUAUAUAAUGAAGUAUCUUUCUGUGGUUUUCUACACCUGUUGUGCAAAUUUAUGUUUUAAAUAUUUGAAACAGAAUUAAAAAUGUCUCACUAGCACAUGCAUUGUUAAUAUAUUGAAUUAUGUGUAUGUGUAGAAAAGGGAUUCCCCAACUAUAUUAUUUAUCUUCCUUUAUUGUCUGUUAUUCAUACCAAGUAUUUAAUUUAUUUUAGUCUUCAUUGUUAUAUUUUUCCAUGUCUCAGAAGUAUCAUGGAUAUCAUUGUAAAUGCUCAUUAAUACUU
Molecule: messenger RNA, 3968 nt
Organism: Serinus canaria (Common canary)
Lineage: Eukaryota; Metazoa; Chordata; Aves; Passeriformes; Fringillidae
Product: NEDD4 binding protein 2 like 2
Exons: 7
Coding region: 342-2258 (638 amino acids)
Biological process (GO): negative regulation of transcription by RNA polymerase II
Cellular component (GO): nucleus
Molecular function (GO): transcription corepressor activity
Source: RefSeq, a predicted model, not a curated record